AUGGAGGACACAAAUGCUUUUUCUAUAAAGGCACAGCUGUAUCUAGCUCUUGGGAGCCUUCUUUCCGGUGCAGUUUUGGUGGUUUACCUUGGCUCUCGGCGACUUUUACAUUACACCCUUGAAAAAAGGGGAAAAAAUCACAGCUUUGAGGAGGUCCUACAUACUGAUGAUACAUUGGCUUUGCCUUUUAUGGGAUCAAUGGUACUCUUUCUCGCAUAUGUGCUUUUACGUUUUAUCCCUUUAGAUUAUUUCAAUGCAGUGAUAUCCUUUUAUUUAAGCAUUAUUGGUAUUCUUUCCUUGGGGUCCUUUCUAAAAGCCUACAUAAACCCAAGCUUUUUUACAGGAAUUUUUUGCUGUGCAGUGGGAGGAGUAUACUAUAUGACCAACAGUUGGUUGGCGAACAACCUAUUGGCUAUAGCCAUUGGUGUCCGGGCUAUUGGCUCUGUUCAUUUAGGAUCAUUUCAAAGUGCGUUUGUGAUGCUGUUGGGUUUGUUUUUUUAUGACAUUUUCUGGGUUUUUGGAUCUGAUGUAAUGCUUACCGUGGCAGGUGGAAUUAAUGGUCCUAUUAAACUCGUUUUCCCUCGCACAAUUUUUGGUGAUCAUAAAGCAGUGAGCCUUUUGGGACUGGGUGAUCUUAUUGUUCCAGGAUUCUUUAUUGCACAAACACUCAUUUUUUCUAUGGAGUAUGUGAAGCGAGGCACAUUUUAUUUUAAUAUUGCUCUUGUUGCCUAUACAAUGAGUCUUAUGAAUACAAUGGCUGUUAUGAUCUUUUUUGAACAUGGGCAGCCAGCAUUGCUUUUUAUUGUACCUUGGUUACUCAUUGCAUUUUUUUGGUGCAGUUGCAGUAAAAGGCGAUUUAAAGUCAGUCUUUGCCUACACGUCUGA
Messenger RNA from Trypanosoma rangeli, 885 nucleotides. Its product is annotated as signal peptide protein peptidase. Gene Ontology annotation, molecular function: aspartic endopeptidase activity, intramembrane cleaving. Lineage: Eukaryota; Euglenozoa; Kinetoplastea; Trypanosomatida; Trypanosomatidae. Gene Ontology annotation, biological process: membrane protein proteolysis. Gene Ontology annotation, cellular component: lumenal side of endoplasmic reticulum membrane; cytoplasmic side of endoplasmic reticulum membrane; membrane. Bases 1 to 885 code for a protein of 294 amino acids. The record is from RefSeq and is a predicted model, not a curated record. The transcript has a single exon.